Gaeumannomyces tritici R3-111a-1 is the source of this 2045-nucleotide messenger RNA. RefSeq lists its product as hypothetical. The record is from RefSeq and is a predicted model, not a curated record. Lineage: Eukaryota; Fungi; Ascomycota; Sordariomycetes; Magnaporthales; Magnaporthaceae. The coding region runs from base 336 to 1784 and encodes 482 amino acids. The transcript has 2 exons.
GAAAAUAAAAGGAAGAAAAAAAUGCCACAUGUCUGUUUUGAGUUUCUGUUUCGUGGCACUGCUAAAAUAAAAUCACGGUCUCCGCUUCUUUUCUUCUCUAACCAAUGCAUAUGUAAAUCCAUCGGUGCCGUCGCCUCGUCGUGAUGCGUCUCAGUGCCCUUCUAAAUCUCUCACUAGCAGGGUCAAGAUUCUAGCGCUGGAUUGAUUGCGUCUCGCUUCGCAUCGGCCAAGCCUGGAACUUGCGCUAAAGCUACGCCCUGACACCGCUAAAAACGCCCCCUAGAUUCACCAAUCGCUGCGUCUAAGCGCGACCAGAGAGGCCUGCGCAGCGGCCCAUGUUCCAAAUAACGGGGAGAGACACAGCGAGAGUGGGCGCAACGUCCAACUUCUCCUUUCCUCAAAAUGCACAUUCGUCCGCAGCGACGCAGGCGGCCCAUUCCCUGCAGCAGCCUCCACAACCACUACCGCCGCCGCCAGCCGGUUCCACAGGAAGCAAAUCACGACCCAACAGCGGCCCAAACGAAUCCUCGGGACAGGCCGACCAGCAACAGCAGCAGCCAGAGCCGCAGCACAAGCUCACCAAGGACCGCAGGCCUUCCUUCUCCCUCUCCCGCAGACCCUCCUUCGCGAGGCUACGGCGCGGCUCGACCUCGAAUGGGUCCGGCGGCGACGGCGCUGGAGGAGGCCGCAGCGGCUUCUUCGUCGUAACCGACCACUCGACGCCCCCGAACCUCCCCGACAACGCCGCCCUCGCCGCGCACACGGCCCAGCGCGACACCGGCCCGUCCUCUCCCCUCUCGGCCGACUCCUUCUCUAAGAUGCUCGCGCGCACCGCGCCAUCCUCGGCCAACGGUUACGCCCCGCCCCUAACCGGCGCCGCCAUGCAGAGCGAGUCCUCGCUGGCCUACCAGCAUAUCCACGAUAUAGCAAGCAAGAGGAUAUCAACGCUGGACUAUCUACGCAAAGCACAUGAAGGCCGCGUCUUCUGGUUCAACACGCUGCUCUUCGACAAGCCCGACCUCACCAGGCUGCCCUACUUUGACAACCGCAAGCUCGCCCGCCGCGCGACCAACUACCUGCUCCUCGGCCUCUCCCUGCCCGCCGUCAUCGACCUCAACUCGUCGACCCCGCUCGAGUUCCUGCGCAGCCUCAACAUCCUGCUGAGCGAGUUUGAGACCUUCCAGGGCCUGCACUCGGAGAACGGGCCCUCGGCCGCGUCCUCGCUGUCCCGCGCCCGCAUCCCAAACAUGUUCCGCCGCGGCACCCAGGGCGCCAAGACGCGCCGCACCUCGGGCGCCAACGACAUCGGCUUCCCCCUGGAGCCCAGCGAGAGCAACGGCGGGUCUGCCGGUGUCUUUGGGGGCGGCGGCGGCGGAGGCUUCGGCGCGGAGUAUGGCGGAGGCGGCGGCGGCGGCGGCGGCGGCGAGGGGGGCGAAGGCGGCAACACUAGCGUGCUGGCCUUCGCCGCGCACGACACGGACCUGCUGCCCGGCGAGGAGUACGCGCACCUGCUGACGCCGUCGCUGCCCUUCGACCCGGACUUCUUCGAGACGUUCGCGACGCUCUGCGACGUCCUGAUCGACUGCUACACGCGCCUGCUGAGCCUGCUGCCCACCCCGCGCGAGUGCAACCAGUCCGUGGCCGAGCUCUUCACAAAGGCCGACGCUAGGGUCCGCAAGAUCAUCAUCCAGGGCGUCGUCAAGGAGUUUGAGGACUCGAGCCGCAGCGGCGUCAAGAACGAGGUCGCAAACGUCGGCAAGGUCGUCCUGGGAGGCCUGAUGUGACGGGGGGCACUGCCUGGGAGCUGUAUUUGCAUGCGUGAAGGGAUAUGUGUCUGUACAUGUAGGCAUUGCAGGCACGGCCAACCUGACGUUUCUAAACAUAUGUUGGAAGUGGCCUACUCUGGCUUAGUCGCGUAUGGCGUUGAUGAGUGUAGCAUACGCAUUACGGUCGGGUCUAGAGUGUCGGGGAGAGUUUUCAAACCGUAGAAUCCAUAAUGUCAAACCGAAUAUACCACAGUCUAGUUCAUUAUCUCAAGAAUCCGC